Zootermopsis nevadensis is the source of this 6241-nucleotide messenger RNA. Lineage: Eukaryota; Metazoa; Arthropoda; Insecta; Blattodea; Termopsidae. The record is from RefSeq and is a predicted model, not a curated record.
GGUUGUGGUCUAUUGCAAUCGUUAUUCAAAACUCCCGCUACUACCUUCCAGCCUAUGUUUUCUUUUCGGAAGUGCAAUGCAAUAUUGGCGGUAGGCUGUGUUGUCGGGGCCCUUUUGAUGUAUAAAGGGAGAAAUGGCGGGAGGCCAGAAGCCAAUGUAUUAGUGUUUAUAGUUUGCUACAGAAAGUGUUAAUUUGUGGUGUACUGACAGGAUCAGUAUAGAAGUGGCAAAACACAUUCACAGUUACCAUUAAAGUGAGCAGCUUUAUGUUCCGUGAUGGGAAAAUUGUCCAACCCAUUUACAACGUGUUGGUAGUGAACACUCCUGCCCUCUGGUGUGAAUCAGUAGAUCUACAUUGGUGUCAUUGCGGAAAAUGUUUCAGAGGUAUGGAGAAAUGAAAAUCGUCACAGUUUUUAGGUUCCCUUUACUCCAACCCCAAUGGAGGCUGUGAUGGGAGAAACUGGUGAAGGAAGUAAGGAGGGAUCUGAUAGUUCUAUGAACAAAACAGGUGAAUUUCGAGUUAAUGGGGAAAUGAAUGGAUCUUACGAAGAAGAGAUGGAAGUGUGCGAGAAUGUUCCACAACAUGGCACUAUUGUUGCCAAAUCAUUGACCAGUGAUGUAAUGAGUGAUAAAAGUACAGAUGAUAUCAGUGAAAACUCUCUUUUGGAUAAUGCGAGUAAUUGUAGUAAGGAUUUUAAUAAUGCUGAAAACUUCUCUGUCUGUGAGAGAGGGGAUACGAAAGUGCCUAACAGUGAAAAUUUGAGUGAAUCAGAAAUGUGCAAAGAUUUGGGAACUGAAGUGCCUGGAGUCGAAGAGGAAGAGGAGGAGGAGGAAAUAGAAGAAGAAGAGGAGGAGGAGGAGGUCGAUGAUGAUGAAGAUGAAGAAGAAGAAGAAGAUGAAGAUGAUGAAAUGAAAGAUGCUAGAGAUGAAGAUUUGGAUAAGAAUGAAGAAAUAGAAAUUGAAGAGAGUGGUUUAGAUGACAGUGAAACUCAGGGCAGUGAUGCUGGUGAUGAUUUAGAAAAGGAGGAAGCCUUGGACGCAGACGUUGGUAAAGAGAUUCCAAGUUCCACAAAUAACUGUGUAAAAUCCAGAGAUAACAGUUUAGGUUCAGAUGCAGAAUCAUGUGACGACGAACAUGAUGAAUCUGAAGAUAGGAAAGAUGAAUUGUUAGUCAAUAGGGACAAAGAUGAUGACUCUCAUAAUUUAGAUAGUAAGGUCGUAGAUCUUGAAGGUGAAGAAAAUGUUAGUGAUGAAUCUGUAAGGUCUGAAAAUGAGAAUCACAUAGGUAGCUUUAAAAAAGCAGCAGGUAGUUCUUAUGGAGCAGGAGACAGUUUUAAAGAGGAUUCUGACUGUGCUAAAAGGGAAGAUAAUGUUGCCAAGGAAGUAUCUGAUGUGACUCCAGUUAAUGCUGUAAGUCCAGAUAUUGAAGAGAUUAGUAAUGACUCUUUAAAAUCUUCAAAAUCAAUUAAAUCUGCCAGAAAUGAGGGUUCUGAAGGUAAUGGCGAGGCUGUUGACAAGGAUGACGAUAAGAAAGAAAUACACGUGUUUGUAUCGGAUUCAAAGGGUGGAGAUAGUCCGGGCAAGGUAAAAAAGUCUCGUAAAAGCGUGGCUAUACUGAAUUUGACGCCUCGACGUAGUUCCCGCAAUCUUAGCAAAGCGCAGAAGAGUUAUGUGGAGAAGGAGGAGGAUCCUGACAUAGAGGAGAUAACUCCACAGGAUCCUCUGGCCGAUCCCCUGUCCACAGAUCCUUUCCGUGAUGACAAGGAGAACAAUAAGGCACGCAGUACAAGAAAAAACACUAUUGUUGUGAAUGACACUAAACGCCUCGUAGAGAUUGCUACUGGAACGAAAGGUUUAAAAGGAGGCAAGAAGGAGCCGACAUUAGUUAUUAUUGAUACAAAUUCAAUUCUGUCUGGCCGUGGACCUGUUCCCAUCUCCCAGGGGCCACACGGUUCUUCACAUACAUCAUCUGUUGCAGCAUCGUCAUCGUCUGUUCCGGUAGCUUCAUCGUCAGGGUAUUCCAUACUACCAGUCGCUGUGCCCGCACAGGGGAUGUAUUCCUCUCAUUCAUCCAUGCGCAUGAGUAAUUCUCUUCACUCACCUCCUUCAGUUCCCAAACCUCCACAAAUUUUGCCCACCCUUACAGAUGACAUGUAUGUUGUAGAAGCUCCGUCAUUUAUAGUACCUUAUGUGUAUGAAAAGCCACCUAUUAAGCCUUUGAAAGAAUUUGUAGAAAAGCUAGGAAAAGAAAUAGAAGAAAUGAAAGAAAAGGAGGAACGAGAGAGACAAGAAAGGGAAGAGAAUGAGAAGAGGGAAGAGAAUGAGAAGAUUGAAAAGGAAGAACCAGAAGAAGAAAAGAAGGAGAAGGAGAGAGAUACAGAGAGCAACAAAGAAGAUUUGAUAGAUCAAAAGAAACCAAAUAUAGAUAAUUCUGAUAAAAAUGUAGAGGAGGAAGAUUGCGUUGAAUCUGAAGAGAAAGUUGACAAGGGCGAUGAUGAUGUUAAUAUGAAGGAUUUGUCUGAUGCAAAUGAGAAUAAAUGUAAAAGUGAAGAUAAAGAUGAGAGUGGUGAUAAAGAUGUAAAAGCUAAAGGAAAAGGAGGAAGCGAAAGCCAAAUAAAGCCAAGUGAAGACAAAAGUGGGGAAGAGAAGAAAGAAUCAGAAGACUCAAAGAAGAAUGGAGACAGCAUAAACAAAAAUGGCCCUGAAGUUCAGAACUCGGGGCCUGCUUCUGGUGAAGACAAAGAUAAAGCUGCCAGUCUUCCCAAGCCUGAAGAGAAACCCAACAGACCACCAACAUACUUUGACAACCCUUUGGGAAAGUUCUUUAUGCAGAUUGGCAUAAACCUUAUUGAGGAAUAUGUGCAGACAGAUAUGCUUCGAUCACAGAAACGGAAACGUGAUCGGGAUGGUGGAAGGGGAGGAGCUGUAACUCAGUUUGCCAUCAAUUCACUUCUUAAGACCUUGGAACUAAGCAAAGAAAAUAAUGAACCAUUUCAUUUGGAACAGAAGAAGUGUGAAUACUGCAGCUUUAAGACUGAGUCUUCGCUUGUUAUGGCACAACAUCUGGAAACCCCGCACAUGCGGAAUUACGUGUAUCGUUGUAAUUUCUGUCCGUUGGAAGUACGAAGUCCACAUGAUAUCCUUUUUCACAUGGAAGCUGAACAUAAUGUGCGUGGUAGGUUGGAACGUGCUCCAGCAUUUCAUCAGUGCCCCAACUGCCCGUUUGAAGACAAUCAGAAGGGUAAACUGACACGUCACUUGUUGUCGUGUGCAAAAAAGCAUAAACCAGACCGCAAUCAGGAACCGCCUCCUGACUGGGAACCACCAGCAAAAAUUCCGCGGGUUUCCCGCAGUCGCCCGGCGUCUCUUGGACUUGGUGCAGCUGCUUACCAAGCCAUGGCAGGGAAGCAAGUUCAACCUCAUCAUCCCUUACUUCCGAAACUGGUGCCGGCACCUUCACUGUCUUCACCAGGAUUGGGACGUGGCAGAGGCAGACCCCCUAUACACGCACGAUAUCACAUGCCAGACAUGAAGAUGCCUCCUCAGCGAGGAGUGGUACCUGCACAAAUCAGACAAGGGAUGAUGUAUCGACCUUCGUCAUCAUCCACUCAACCGCAGAUGUUACUUCCCACUACGUAUCAGAUUGCAGGCAAUCAGAUCUACCAGGUGGUGGGGAGCCAGGGUCAGAUGAUGCCAGUGGCGCCAAGUGGCCUGUCUUCAGUGCCUCGUCUCACAGUAAUGCCACCCAGUUCUGCCAGCAGUGGUGCUUCAGCACCCACACCCGUUGCACUGGUGCCCAAUAUUGCUGCUGGUAACAAUUCCAUCACUAUACAGAGUGCUAAUAACAAGAACCCUGCAGCUAAACUGCUUCAGCAGCCGAGUAUCUCUAUUACUCCUUUGCCACGACAGCCCUCAGGGAUCGCUCCAGGCAAUCCAGCCCACGCUAAACAUGGAACACAUCCUGGUGGCAAGGCUACCUUUGUCAUCUGUGAGAUCUGUGAUGGAUACAUUAAGGACUUGGAGCAACUACGUAAUCACAUGCAGUGGAUACACAAAGUGAAAAUCCAUCCCAAAAUGAUAUAUAAUAGACCACCGCUGAACUGUCAGAAGUGUCAGUUCCGUUUCUUUACGGACCAAGGCUUGGAACGCCACCUGCUGGGGUCACACGGACUUGUUACCUCCAGCAUGCAGGAAGCCGCUAAUAAGGGCAAAGAUGGUGGGCGUUGUCCAGUUUGUGGCAGAGUGUAUCAGUGGAAAUUGUUAAAUCACGUGGCUCGAGACCAUAACAUGACAUUGAAGCCUGCGCACCUCUCCUACAAGUGCACGGUGUGUACUGCAACGUUUGGAAUGUACAAACAAUUUGAAAAUCAUGUUUAUUCGGCUCAUAGUGUUGUUGCAAGACGGGUGAUGGAUAAGAAGGCACCGCAAGUCCCUCGACCACCACAACAAAAUGAUGCAAUUCUGAAGCCUCUCAAGAUAAAUGAUGAAAUAACAAUAAUUCCCCAACCGGCUCGACCUCGCCCCGGUCCGGCUAGUCGCACCGGAGCCAUAUCUGCACUGAUGCAGGAACAAAACCCUCCGAGUAAGGUUCAUGCCUGUGAGAAUUGUGAAGCAACAUUUGAUGGCCCAACAGGGUUUUCACAGUACGUGAGCCACAUAAGAAGGCGUCACCUACGUCGUUGUGGCGUGAAGGUAUGUCGGCUGGAUGGGUGUCCAACCUGUAAGCAAAGGCAUGUUACACAAGACAUGCUUGAUUUUCUGGAGGAACAGAAAGAAGGUGUAGAUGUUAUUGAGCUCUCAGAUGAUGAAGUAGUGAUAGCUGGUCAGGGUCGUAAUGAAAUUACCAUCACGAAGGUUUCAUGUGCACCUGGUCCAAGGCGUUUUAAGCAGAGAUUACAGCAGAGCCGUAAUGUACAGGUUAUCGAGCUGGAAGACUCCCCAGUUAAAAACAGUAACAAUUCUGAGAGCAUCGCUGGUAGAGAGAACGGGGAGGAUACGCUAACUGCGGUGAAGGAACGACUCCGUAGAAGGAAGAGUCUGGAGAUAAGUCAGGUGGAUUCCGAAUGUUCAUCUCCGCAAUCAAAUGAUGACACGCCAGCCAAGAAAAAGCGUCGGAAUGACGAUGACUGAAGUGACGGUGCGGUUCUUUCUAUUUUCCUAGAUGUUGUGUCAUCCUUGUUGUUGGUUCACAGUCUCUUAGCUGUCAUUUUGAUGGGUAGGGAAUAAUGUAAUUAAAUGCUAAGCAUGUGUUUCAUGAUCUUGAGAUACAGCGAGACAUACGGUACUUCAUGUUUUAUUUAUGACAUAUUAUACUUUACUAUGCAUAUGAAACUUAUCUUGCUUACAAACCACAUGUGAGAUUUCUAACUAGAAUAAUGAACUGAAUAUGGCGUUGAUAAAAUUAAACAGUUCCAAAUGUCUGCUUUAGGUUAUAAGUACUGACGUGGUUUUUAAGUUUGGUGUGACAGAAAAUGUGCAGUGUUUCAGGUGUGUAUGAAUUAUAUGUACCUUUCAAACGUAACCAAAGCGAAUGAAAGUUGUACUCGUGCAAAGUCAAGUCAUAGAGUGGGUGUGGGAACGACGUCCUCAAGCAGAUUGACUCUUCGAUCUGCCGUUAAUUAUGUGUACAGUGUAGACAAUAGAAAUUGGAACUAAAGCCAGAAUGGCGAAAGCAAGUAAACAAGGGGAAACUGUGGGAAUAUGCCAGAAAGUUGAACCUGUCUGGUCGUACAUGUUUCUACCCGAUGCUUUAUCCUGGUUUUCUCCUUAUUUUUUUACAUUACCUGUGUUUCAAUUGAAAGGAAGAUUUCCGUCAGGAGUCAAAAGGAAAAAGUGAGAGUAUCACCUAUGGUGAGUUGCCUCUUUUAUUAGGCUUUUCUUAUUGCUGACACCAGUAGCAACUUGUAUUCCAGUAAAAAGAUGUCAAAGACAGUGUGGUUUGAGUACAAUACCUGGUUUGUGUUUUCAUGAGUGUAUUUGGUUUAUAUCAGCCUGUGCACUUAAUAUUUUUGAUUUUUUUUUUAAGUCCCAUUAAUUUGCCAGGAUCUCUUCAUGACAGUAUCUGGUGUGUUACGUUCGCAAGAUGGCUGUUCUGGAGUCUUAGAAAAUUGAAGUGGAAAACUGCGGAUGAAACUUGUGGAAGAAGUUGCAGUUUUGGUUGAAACGCAUAACCUCAUCAUUAUGUUAUGUAAUACUGGAAUUAUUGCAUAAUUUAUUAAAAAUAUUCAGUAGGUGAUCUUAA